Quercus robur (English oak) is the source of this 1698-nucleotide messenger RNA. RefSeq names its product FRIGIDA-like protein 5. The transcript has 4 exons. Lineage: Eukaryota; Viridiplantae; Streptophyta; Magnoliopsida; Fagales; Fagaceae. The coding region runs from base 1 to 1698 and encodes 565 amino acids. The record is from RefSeq and is a predicted model, not a curated record.
AUGUUAGGAAUUUGCUCAAUUAGUCUUAAAAGUAUCCCCUUUCCCAUGGUUAGAUGGAACCUGUUACCUGUAUUUUCUGUUUUGUGUAUACCAGGACUCAUUCAAAAUCUUAUUAAAAGUAAGCAGCUCCCUGGGGCUAUUAGGUUGAUUUAUGUAUUUAAGCUGGCCGACAAGUUUCCACCAAGAGAUCUCUUGAAGGAUUGCUUGAAGUGUUCAAACAAUUCUUCUAAAAGUUUUUUCAAGAAGAAAAACAGAUCACCUAAAGCACAGGUAAGUUUUCAGAACUUUAAGAGCAGCAUCACUUUUCUGAAAAAACGAAAACGAAAGGCUAUGAAGAAAAAAACUAAGCUGGCCCUUGGCAGCAAGGAACAUAUUGCUCCUGUCACUCCUGCUGCUGCUCCCAUCCCUGCUCCUAUUCCUACCUUCAUUACGGAAAAUAACCUUACCUCCCCAUCAACCAUUGCCAAAACCACUAGCCAUGCCCCUGCCCCUGCCUCCUUGACUCCAGUGCAACAGCAUAGCGGUAGUAAGCGCCCUUGGGUAGCUGUUUCAGCAGACGCUGCACCAAAUACUUCCAAAGGUUCCACCUCAACUGCUCACUUAAUAGAACUGCCUCAUCAGGAGACAGCAAGCUUGUUCAGCAAUAAAGUGAGCAGCACUGUUCAUUCCCAUGUAAAGAGUGGGCAAUUGUCAAAGGAAAGUACCCCAUUGGACAGCAGAGAGGCUUCUUUGGCUGUGAAUCCUCAGCAGGAUCCUAAAUGUUCAUCUGUCAAUGAGGAUGGAGAGAUAUUGAGAUCAUUACUUAACAACCAAGUGGAGUAUGAUUCGAUGCGAAGUAAAGUUUCUGACGCUCUUCAAUCUGUACCAGAUCCAGAUAAGCUUGUUUUGGAUGCAAUAAAGGGAAUUUAUCCUUCAAACUUAAAGGGAGAUGAAGGCUUUAAGUUGGGUGUUUCUAGAAACUUCAUUUUAUUGUUGAAACAAUUAAUAUUUUCACCCCAGAUGAAGCCUCUGGUGAAAGAAGAAGCCACGAAGUUUGCAAAUGAUUGGAACUCAAGAUUGAAAAAUAAGAGAGAUGAUCCUUUGGAGGUCCUGGCCUUUCUGCCAUUUUUAGUAGCCUAUGGGUUGACCUCUUCUUUUUAUGCAAAUGAGAUUCUUGGUCUUUUGGAUACUGAUGUUUGGCAUAAAAAGGUACCUGAUUUAUGUCAGGUCCUUGGCCUGACAGAUAUCAUGCCUAAUUUCAUUCAAAAUGUUAUCAAAGAAGCUAUUAAAUAUAUCUGUGCACUGGAGGUGGUGGACAGUUUCCCACUAGUACCUCUUUUAAAUGAUCAUUUGAUGAAUUCCAAAAGAAAAGCAGAGGACUUAUGCAAGGAAGGAGAUAAGUCACUUCCAGUUCAGCUUAUGGGGAUAAGCAAAGAGUUAACUGCUUUAAGAGCCGUACGCAGCUGGAUUGAAAUUUACAAGCUUGAAGAUGAAAACUUUCCUGAAAUCCUUGAAAAGCACAUUGCGGAACAGGAAAAGCAGCAGGCAGAGAAAAAGCAUGAGUAUGACUCCUCCAAUGUCAAAAAUGGACCUCGUACUAGAUCUAAAGCUACAUUACUGCAGCAGCAUCAACAACAACAAACAAGCUGUAGUCCCAAAACUUUGGGGUCGGAGAUGGAUCCUCAACAAACUAAUCAAGUUUCGACCACAGCACACUGA